Ilex paraguariensis (yerba mate) is the source of this 384-nucleotide messenger RNA. The record is from the annotation of a GenBank genome assembly. NCBI's taxonomy places the organism in Eukaryota, Viridiplantae, Streptophyta, Magnoliopsida, Aquifoliales, Aquifoliaceae.
AUGGGAGAUGUGUGGACAUGGCUGGCGUUCUUCUUCGUUCUCGUAGCUCUUCUUAUCGUUGUUCUUUACCAGCUCAUGUGCUUAACGGAUCUUGAGUUUGAUUAUGUCAACCCUUAUGAUUCUGCAUCUCGGAUAAACAGAGUGGUUUUGCCAGAAUUUAUCAUGCAAGGAGUUUUAUGCAUCCUGUGUCUUGUAACGGGGCAUUGGUUUAUGUCACUGCUGAGUGUUCCAUACCUGUACUACAAUGCAAGAUUAGAUGCUUGCCUUCAUCCAUCUCUGUGGAGAGGAAAGCUGGCACUCAGCAGAGCUUCUCCUGCUUUGAAAGGCGACAGAGCUACAUCUCAAAGAUUCCCACUUUUUGGAAAUCCAAGUUGUGGAGCUUGA